This is a messenger RNA of Echinostoma caproni, 528 nucleotides long. Lineage: Eukaryota; Metazoa; Platyhelminthes; Trematoda; Plagiorchiida; Echinostomatidae. The record is from the annotation of a GenBank genome assembly.
GUCCUACUGUGGCUCCCUGCGGACUUUCGUAUGACUUCUCGACCUAGCCAUUACAAUCAUUAUUUACCUAUUUUCCCAGAAAUGAGUUUCAUAUAUCUGCUAGCUAAUCAAUUUAUCCUUUUUCUGAGCUGCGUUCAAAAUACUUGGUUUUUGGCCCUACAUCGAUUUCCACUUGUCCAACUACCAAAUCACCGCCUCUCCUCUCUAACCCCUGUAACAGUCGAACAUGUCCGUGCACGAUUCGAUUAUCAACCGAAACAGUCAGACGAAUUGGAAUUGCGCGUGGACGACCUGAUCCAGAUCCUCGAUCGCAAUCUACCCGAUGAAGGUUGGUGGAAGGGGAAAAAUUUGACCACGAAAAAAAUCGGUGUGUUUCCGGAUAAUUUUGUUGUCCCGGUCGCCGAAACCGAAGGGGAUGUGGUGGAUCGAGCCCAAGUACGUUUUCCAUCGUUGUAUCGUUGUAUCGUAACCAAAUGGGGUUGGACGAAAACGGAUCGGACGGUAACUGAUACAUGUUGCUAUGUUUGA